Thlaspi arvense is the source of this 798-nucleotide messenger RNA. NCBI's taxonomy places the organism in Eukaryota, Viridiplantae, Streptophyta, Magnoliopsida, Brassicales, Brassicaceae. The record is from the annotation of a GenBank genome assembly.
AUGGAGUCAUCAGUAAAACCCAAUCCUUUCCUCUCCUUUUCCUCCUUCCUUCACCACCACUGUAAUCGAUUCGCCUCCGACCUCUCCGCCCGAAUCGAGGACACCAAACGAUUCGCCGAAACCCUAACUACUCGACGUUUCUCUCCUCCACCUCCCUUCGCCUCCGUCUCCCAGUCCAAGUCUGGCGCCCCGACGACGUUGAAUCCAUCUCAUGUCGCCAAAGCUCUCGCUGGCACGUCGGUUUUCACGGUCAGCAACACCAAUAACGAGUUUGUUCUUAUCUCGGAUCCUACCGGCGACAAGUCUAUCGGUUUGCUCUGUUUCCGCCAAGAGGAUGCUGAAGCCUUUCUUGCUCAGGCUCGCCUUCGUAGAAGAGAAUUGAAAACCAAUGCUAAGGUUGUUCCCAUUAAUCUAGACCAGGUGUACUUGUUGAAAGUUGAGGGGAUUUCAUUUCGCUUCUUGCCAGAUCCAAUCCAAAUAAAGAAUGCACUGGAGCUCAAAUCUUCAGCUAGUAAGAAUGGGUUUGAUGGAGUUCCUGUGUUCCAGUCUGAGCUUCUCGUUGUGAGGAAAAGAAAUAAACGUUACUGCCCUGUUUAUUUCAGUAAGGAAGAUAUAGAGAGGGAGCUUUCGAAGUAUACAAGAGCAUCAAGAGGAGAACAACAAAUAAUGGUUGGGAGUUUGGAAGAUGUCUUGAGGAAAAUGGAGAGUAGCGAGAAGAACUCGGGAUGGGAGGAUGUAAUAUUCAUUCCACCGGGAAGAAGUUAUGCACAACACAUGCAGGAUGUGAUCAAAGAGUAA